Arabidopsis thaliana (thale cress) is the source of this 1028-nucleotide messenger RNA. RefSeq lists its product as uncharacterized. The coding region runs from base 355 to 624 and encodes 89 amino acids. The record is from RefSeq and is marked reviewed. The transcript has a single exon. NCBI's taxonomy places the organism in Eukaryota, Viridiplantae, Streptophyta, Magnoliopsida, Brassicales, Brassicaceae.
UUCUUGACAUAAAAAAAAACAGAGCAAAAUUUUAUCAUCGAUUGGUAAGAUUUUCUUAUGAUCACCUAUUAAGGAUCGGGCAGACCGUCCAACCGUCCGUGAUCUUUGACGGAUAUAUACAUUAGUGAGGGAAUAAUGAUUUACUGAAUUUGAUUCAAUGUUUGUGAUAAUUACACUUAUCAUAUAUACUUUUCGUAACGAAUAUAACAGCACUUACAAAUUUAUUUUAAAUUUGAUUCCACAAAAAAAAAGAUCUUGUUAAAAGUUUUUGCUAUAUAAACUAAAACGGAAGAUGCAUAGAUAACACACUAAAAGUUUAAAACAAAAUACCUUUCUAAUCCUCUUUAAGCUUCGAUGGCAAUGGCUCAAAAGGAUAGGAAUAGAUGGGUCGCUCAAAAGGGUUUCGAAAUGAUUGAUAAGCGGCUUCCUUACCGAUUCUUACCUGAUUCAACUGUUAGAGAACCGGUUGCUUCUCGCCAGACGGAACAUAUCCACUUCUUUGGUGGUGCCCGGCCUUUUGUAGGUAAUCCCAACCCGUUUGAGAGGUCGAAAGGACGGCCUAUUACCUGCGACGAGGCGGUCAGACUCUAUGGAGGAGUGCUUAUAAAGGAAUUUCGUAAAUAAGCGGUGUAAACCUCAAGUUAUGUUGAAGAUGCAUGGUGAGUUUGUAAAUAAGUGUGAUACGUUUUAUUUCUGCUUUCGGAAAAAGUGCAGACCAACACAUAUUCUAAAGCUUGUUGUAACGGUUUUCACUUAGAAUAAGCUUUAGAUCACAACCAAGUGUUUGUGUCUGUUAUGUAUCUAGCUAGAAGUACUAUAUGUUAAAGCUUAUGUAAUGUAAAAUGUUACGGUGCUAUAUAUGUAAAGAUAUGCGUCUUUGACUCUUUGUAAACAUAAAUAAGCAUGUAUUUAAAGACUUUAAUAAUCAUGUCAUAUAUGCAACAAGCUGGGCCUAAUAUUUUAGAGACUCUUGUAAAAAAGAAAUGUAUAUAUAUUAGCUAAAUUUGAUUAUUAUUUUAUGUUUUAAG